UCAAUAUUUGGAAUUUCCUCUUGCCUUCCCCCCUCGUUGUCCACAAUCAGUGUCUCGUGGGCCACACCUGUAUAUAUCCAACAUCAUUCUCAUGCUCAAAAAGCUGCUUCUCUUCCUCGAGGCCAUGGCCAGUCUAAAUGAGUCAAGUGCGCGGUUUUACUCCUACAACAAGAUGUACAGUUAUGAUACGCGACUCCAGAGCUUUGCCGAUUGGCCUUUUCGUGAGGAAUGUCAAUGCACACCUGAAAUGAUGGCGACGGCAGGGUUUGUCCACUGCCCCAGUGUGAACGAGCCUGAUGUGGCCUGCUGCUUCUUCUGUCUCAGAGAGCUGGAGGGCUGGGAACCUGAGGACAACCCCUGGUUUGAGCAUAUCAAACGGUCUCCUAACUGUGGCUUCCUGGCCAUGAAGAAAGACUUUGGGGAGCUGACUGUGGCGGAGUUCUACCAUCUGGAGCAGGAGAGACUGUGUAUCUACAUUAGGAAGACUAUCCAUCUGAAGAUCGCCAAUUUUCGAGAUGAGGUGGAGAAAACGGUUCAUUACAUGAGGACGCUAUGAUUUGGCAUCUUUAAUGUAGUUCUAUAUUUUAGCCUUUAGAGUGUUUUUCUGUAAAUAUUUUUCAGAAUUAAUAAAGCUUUUCUAUUUUC
Messenger RNA from Coregonus clupeaformis (lake whitefish), 645 nucleotides. It is a transcript of the gene birc5b, whose product is annotated as baculoviral IAP repeat containing 5b. The record is from RefSeq and is a predicted model, not a curated record. The transcript is spliced from 4 exons. Lineage: Eukaryota; Metazoa; Chordata; Actinopteri; Salmoniformes; Salmonidae. The coding region runs from base 92 to 556 and encodes 154 amino acids.